CCGAAGCAAUCUCGAUCACAUACAGUAUAAAUGUCAGAAUGACUAGAGGAGUCCACCAUGACGGGAUGCCUGCAGUGACUCAAUGGAUCUUGCCGUUGGCUAUUCACUCACCGCGCCCAGAACGAGCACCCGUGUUGGUUCCGGAGGACAGCAAGUUUUACUGCCUCACUCGAAAGAAGCUUAUCCCCAAGUCUCUCUUCUCUCUGUCCCAAAACGGAAUCUUAUCGGCGCGGGCGACACAACCAACAGGUAUCCAACAACGAGAAUCUGCGAUCAGAUACAUACCGGUCGACUUACAGUAUCUAGCGAUUUCCGAGCAACAUCUGCCACAAUUAUCAUUGAUACGUGUCAGGUUGAAUGCUAUCACAAUAUUCGGUGAGAAACCACAGAAAUAUCUUCCAGAGGCGAUGGGCUCUUCGGUGACAGAUCUAUAUCGACGCUGUCGCGAGCAAAGAGAACUAUUUGUAUGCUCAGCCCCAGGGCCGUUGGAGUGGCAGAAGCAUUUUGCGGACGAUCGGGAUAUGCCUGACGUGGAUACCAUACCGAAACAAAAUUACAACGCUUCGAUGAGGGUGCCUAUCAAGUUUCCCGAGAAUUUGAACCUGCCCUCAAGUUUCAGUUGUUGUCUGGUUUCUCGAAUAUAUUCUCUAACAGUGACCCUCCAAUUUCGGAUACCCGGGCAAUGGAGCAAAAUGUCCAGACUUGCAUUGACGGUCCCGCUCCAGAUUUGCUAGACUGGAGCCUGCAGGAACUGAAAUCACUCUUUCUGAUAGGUGAAUGGGAAGGAUAACUUCACGACCAUGAGAGAGGAAUAGUGUUAUAUAGUUUCUGUCUUUAGCAUGCAAAACAGCAUCCAGA
Aspergillus ibericus CBS 121593 is the source of this 858-nucleotide messenger RNA. RefSeq lists its product as uncharacterized. The transcript has a single exon. Lineage: Eukaryota; Fungi; Ascomycota; Eurotiomycetes; Eurotiales; Aspergillaceae. The record is from RefSeq and is a predicted model, not a curated record. The coding region runs from base 39 to 734 and encodes 231 amino acids.